Molecule: messenger RNA, 2079 nt
Organism: Nilaparvata lugens (brown planthopper)
Lineage: Eukaryota; Metazoa; Arthropoda; Insecta; Hemiptera; Delphacidae
Gene: CCT1
Product: T-complex protein 1 subunit alpha
Exons: 11
Coding region: 84-1757 (557 amino acids)
Biological process (GO): protein folding
Cellular component (GO): chaperonin-containing T-complex
Molecular function (GO): ATP binding; ATP-dependent protein folding chaperone; ATP hydrolysis activity
Source: RefSeq, a predicted model, not a curated record
UAGGUAGCACAGCGUUCUUUGAUCAGUUGAUCAUUCGCCGCUGCCCAUUUCUCUCUCAAAAGAAUUUUGUUUUUGUCAGAAUAAUGUCUACUAUUGCAAGUGCGCUUUCAAUUGCCGGUUCUCGUUCCUCCGGAACUCCUGUGAGGACUCAAAAUGUUAUGGCAGCCGCAGCAAUUGCCAACAUCGUCAAGAGCUCUUUGGGUCCCGUCGGACUUGAUAAGAUGUUGGUGGAUGAUAUUGGCGACGUGACGGUGACAAACGACGGUGCAACCAUUCUGCGGCUGCUGGAGGUAGAGCACCCGGCUGCCCGCGUGCUGGUGGAGCUGGCUCAGCUGCAGGACGAGGAGGUGGGCGACGGAACCACCUCCGUUGUCAUCAUAGCCGCCGAACUGCUUAAAAACGCCGACGAGCUUGUCAAGCAGAAGAUACAUCCCACCUCGGUCAUCAGCGGAUAUCGGCUUGCUUGCAAGGAAGCCUGCAAGUACAUCCAAGAGCACCUGACCGUUGGCACAGAGGAGCUGGGCCGCGAGUGUGUGGUGAACGCGGCCAAAACGUCCAUGUCGAGCAAGCUGAUUGGCGCUGACGACGAGUUCUUCUCCAACAUGGUGGUGGACGCCGUGCAGGCGGUCAAGAUCACCGACAGCAAGGGCAACGCCUCCUACCCGGUCAAGGCAGUCAAUGUGCUGAAGGCUCACGGUCGGUCGGCCAGGGAGAGCAUUCUCGUCCAGGGCUAUGCCCUCAACUGCACAGUGGCUUCGCAAGCUAUGCCGAAGAAAAUCACCAAUGCCAAGAUUGCUUGUCUAGACUUUUCUCUCCAAAAAUCAAAAAUGAAGCUGGGUGUUCAGGUUUUGAUUACGGAUCCAGAGAAGUUGGAAUCUAUUUUUCAAAGAGAGGCAGAUAUCACUAAGGAACGCAUUCAGAAAAUCCUGGCAGUUGGAACAAAUGUUGUGCUGUGUACUGGCGGAAUUGAUGAUCUUUGUCUCAAGUACUUUGUCGAAGCUGGUGCUAUGGCUGUGCGAAGAGUGAAGAAAGCUGAUCUGAAGAGGAUAGCUAAGGCAACUGGUGCUGCUUACCUUACCUCUCUCACAAAUAUGGAAGGUGAAGAAACCUUUGAAGCUAGUUUUAUAGGAGAGGCUGCUGAAGUUGUACAGGACAGAGUUUGCGAUGAUGAAUUGAUCCUCAUCAAAGGACCGAAGGCACGCACUGCCAGCUCGAUAAUCCUGCGAGGACCGAACGACUUCUACUGCGAUGAGAUGGAGCGGUCCGUUCACGAUGCACUCUGCGUGGUGAAGCGCGUGCUGGAGUCGAAGCACGUGGUCGCCGGUGGCGGAUCAGUCGAAGCCGCUCUCUCCAUCUACCUCGAAAACUUCGCUACAUCCUUGAGCUCAAGAGAACAGUUGGCAAUAGCUGAGUUUGCACGCUCCCUGCUGGUCAUUCCGAAAACAUUGGCUGUGAAUGCUGCCCAAGAUGCGACUGAUCUCGUCGCCAAGCUGAGGGCUUUCCACAACACCAGCCAGACCAAGAAAGAGCAGGCUCAUCUCAAGUGGGUUGGUCUUGACCUAACCAAUGGUGCCGUAACAGACAACAAGACAGCUGGUGUGUUGGAGCCUGCCAUAUCGAAAAUCAAAUCGCUGAAGUUCGCAACUGAGGCUGCAAUCACUAUUCUUCGCAUCGACGACAUGAUCCGACUAGAUCCCGAAAGGAAAGACGACAAGUCUUACCGGCAAGCUUAUGAAUCGGGAGAGCUCGAGGGUUGACCUCUUUAGUUUUACACAAACUUCAAACUAUUUUUAUCACUGAAAAAACUAAAUGCAAGCUUAACUCUUGUAAACCACUAACAUACAUUUCAAAGUGCUUCUUUAUUUAAAUUCACAGAAAUACUAAAAUUUGUACAUUUAUAUUAUUGAUAUUACUGUUCUCAGUAUUAUUGUUAUUAUUAAAAUCAGUUAUUAACAUACUACUUUCAAUUGCUUACAUUAUUUUUGUAAUGUAUUUUUAUGCCUUUGAAAAAGUUCAUAGUUUACCAUAGGAGUGGUAAUAAUUUUGCACUCAAUAAAAACAGAAAUUAAUUUACAAAAA